Messenger RNA from Sclerotinia sclerotiorum 1980 UF-70, 699 nucleotides. RefSeq lists its product as hypothetical. Gene Ontology annotation, biological process: protein N-linked glycosylation; lipid biosynthetic process. Bases 1 to 699 code for a protein of 232 amino acids. The record is from RefSeq and is a predicted model, not a curated record. Gene Ontology annotation, molecular function: dolichyldiphosphatase activity. The transcript is spliced from 2 exons. NCBI's taxonomy places the organism in Eukaryota, Fungi, Ascomycota, Leotiomycetes, Helotiales, Sclerotiniaceae. Gene Ontology annotation, cellular component: endoplasmic reticulum membrane; intracellular membrane-bounded organelle.
AUGGCAGACACCCCAUUAGCCUCACUCUCCUUGACACAUGUUCAUUAUGAUCCUAAUGAUCCGGUCUCCUACUUUUGCGCAUGGCUCGCUCUCGUACCCCAAGGACUCUGCGUCGUAUAUGCCACCCUCAUUUGGUCGACACGCGAAAUUGAGAUUCUCAUGAUGUUUGGUGGGCAAAUGGCCUGUGAAGCCUUGAACUUCAUUCUGAAACGUAUAUUGAAGGAGGAACGCCCCAAGCAAAUGCAUGGAAAGGGUUAUGGAAUGCCAUCCUCCCACUCUCAAUUCGUGGCUUUCUUCUCCAUAAGCUUGACAUUGUUUUUGCUUUUUCGACAUGUUCCAAAAAAGCCAACACCGUCACAUACACCACUAAGUAUCACGGCUCGAAUUGGACUAUCUGGACUAGUUUUGAUCAACGCUGGAUUGGUGGCUUGGAGCAGAACCUAUCUAAACUAUCACACACCGAAACAGGUAAUCGUCGGCUGUAUUGCUGGAACUGGAAGUGCUAUAUCGUGGUUUUUAUUGACCACUGCUGUCAGGAAGUCGGGAUUACUUUCUUGGAUUUUGGAUUUAUCGGUGACGAGAUUAUUCAGGAUGAGAGAUUUAGUCGUGGAGGAAGAUUUAUGCCAGGCUGGGUGGGAGAAGUGGGAAGUGAAGAAUGCAUCUUUGCAGCCAUCCAUCAAUGGCAAGAAAACUCGCUGA